AUGCCAAGUGCGGAAACAAAACAAAGCUAUCCUAAUUGUCGUAAAUACGAUAUCUCAAAAGCGAAAGUCAGAGGGACUGGUGAUAUCUCGUCAGUAUUUUCGUCUUUUGAAAAUGCUGAUACAGUAGGUCUUCCACAAGAGUAUGCCGAGGUAAAGAAGAACUUGGUUAAAAAUAAAGAAGCGAUAACUGCAAGUUGGCACAGAUUGAAGAAGGCUUUAGCUGAUGGAAUCCAAGAAAUUAAAGAAGUGGGACCUGAAAUAAUUCCAAAAGUUCUGUUCUCAGAAUUAGGAAAUUUGAGUGAAGAACAAACACAGCAGAUUAAAAAGCGUGGCUCUUUGAUUAUUAAAAAUGUUAUUCCUAAAGAAGAAGCUAUUCAAUUAAAAAAGGAUGUGAUCGAUUAUAUUGAUGCUAAUCCAAACACAGAAGGCUUUCCUAAAGAUAAGAAAGUUGUUUAUGAAUUAUAUUGGUCGAAGUCGCAAGUUAGAGCUCGGUCUCAUCCUCAUGUAACAAAUGUUAUGUCAUAUAUGAAUAAUUUAUGGCAUGCUUCUCCUGAAAGUGAAAUAUGCUUUGACCAGAAUAUAUCUUAUGCUGAUCGUUUACGUAUUAGAAAAGCAGGCGAUGCUCUUUUUUCACUUGGUCCUCAUGCAGAUGGGGGAUCAUUAGAAAGAUGGGAAGAUGAAGAAUAUAGCAAUUGCUAUACGCCAAUAUUUGAAGGGAAUUGGGAAAAUUUUGAUCCUUAUGAUGCAACCCACAGAAUUGAGGCUAAAAUGGAUUUACAUGAAUCAAGAGGAACAUGCAGCAUGUUCAGAACAUUUCAGGGGUGGUUGGCAGUUUCCGAUAUCGCACCAAAGGAAGGUACCAUCCUCUUUGCUCCACUUGUGAGAGAGGUAACAGCGUAUUACAUGCUAAAACCAUUUUUUGAUGAAAACGAUGAAUUAAGACUUGAUUCUGAUAUACCUGGUGCAUUCCCGGGUAAGGGCUUGGAAUUUAAUGAUAAAACUCACCCUGAAAUGGAUCUUAAUAAUUUGAUGGUUCUGGUUCCUAAGGUUGAACCUGGUGAUAUGGUUUUCUGGCAUUGUGAUUUAGUUCAUGCAGUUGAUCCAGUACAUAUAGGUGAGAAUGAUUCUUCGGUAUUCUAUAUUCCUUCAGUUCCAUUAUGUGGAAUAAACGUGGAAUAUGCCUUUUUACAGAGAGAAGCAUUCUUGAAUGGAUUGGCAGGACCUGAUUUUCCAGGCUUCCCACAUGGAACUGCCGAGACACAGCACAUUGGCAGAGGAACACCUAAAGAUGUUGUGGAAACCGGAGGAAAAACUGCAAUGAGAGAAUUUGUCUUAGAAAAAUUUGAGGAAAGUCAAGAAUACACAGUUGGAGCCAACAAGGCUAUCAGCAAGGCUAAUAACACUCUAUUCAAAUAG
This is a messenger RNA of Debaryomyces hansenii CBS767, 1416 nucleotides long. RefSeq lists its product as uncharacterized. NCBI's taxonomy places the organism in Eukaryota, Fungi, Ascomycota, Pichiomycetes, Serinales, Debaryomycetaceae. The coding region runs from base 1 to 1416 and encodes 471 amino acids. The transcript has a single exon. The record is from RefSeq and is a predicted model, not a curated record.